CGCAUGCACGUGGAGGUCAGCUGUAGCCGGCUGGCCACUUGCACCCCGCCAUCUUGGCCUCCGCCCGCCCUCUGCCGCCUCUCGGGUGCCCUGGAUGGUUACCAUGGAGAACGAGCAGCUGCCAGCCCCCCCUCCGACCAGCAGCGCCACGGCAGGCACGGCCACCAGCAAUGGACGCCAGGCAGGGCCACAAAUCUCUGUGUACGGAGGGAUCCCCGAUCGCCAGACCGUUCAGGUGAUCCAGCAGGCCUUGCACCGCCAGCCCAACACAGCCGCACAAUACCUGCAGCAGAUGUAUGCCGCCCAGCAGCAGCACCUCAUGCUCCAGACGGCAGCCCUGCAGCAGCAGCACCUCAGCAGCACCCAGCUCCAGAGCUUGGCUGCCGUCCAGCAGGCAAGUCUGGCAGCCAACAGGCAGAAUACCUCGUCCAGCAGCAAUGGUCCCACGCAGACACCGCCUCAGCAGUCCACGAUAAACCUGGCGACAUCCCCAGCUGCCGCCCAGCUCAUCAACCGGGCCCAGGGCGUGAACUCAGCAGCCGCCUCUGGCAUAGCCCAGCAAGCCGUACUCCUGGGCAACGCCAGCAGCCCCACCCUGACUGCCAGCCAGGCCCAGAUGUACCUGCGGGCUCAGAUGGCUCAGCAGAGUAACCUUGUGCAAGUAGCUAGGAGCCUAGGCCGUGCUCUCCCUCUCUCCCCGCAGCUCAUCUUCACGCCCACGGCCACGGUUGCUGCGGUGCAGCCCGAGGGGGCCACCACCACCCAGCCAUCCACCACCACAGCUCAGGUACAGAACACAUCUCUCCGCACCCAGCAGGCAGCCGCUCAGGGGCUGGCUCCCUCCCUGAGCCAGCAGCUCCCCACGUUGGCCAUGAAGCCCACCCUGAGCAACAGCAGCCACUCCACCUCCUCUCCGGCUUCUCAGGGCAAGACGGCUGGGCAGGCUCCCGGCGGCAAGGCGGGCAUCUCCGAACACGCCCCGGAGCAUCUUAGGAAAGGAGAUGGGGGUGGCGGAGGUGGCAGCAGCGGGGGAGCUGGGAAUCUGGAUGGACGGGGUGGCUCCACAAACCGGACGGUGACCUCCUCCACGACUCACCCGCUCAUUGCCCCAGCAUAUUCCCAGCUACAGACCCACCAGCUGUUGCAACAGCAGAAGCCAAUCCAGCACCAGUUUGUGAUCCAGCAGCAGCACUCGCAUCAACCCCUCCAGCCCAGGCCUCCACAGCUGCAGGUCCCCCCUCCACCGACCCCCAGCCUCGGGGCGCCCCCCAGCCUGCAAGCCCAAGGACCCUCACAGAACCAGGCCCCCGCUACCAGUCUGCCAGCCUGCCAGGCCCCCAGCCAGCACAAGCCGGCUGCCAGCCAGCCCUCACAGCAGCACACCCCGCAUCCCCCUGGACCCCCAGCGAUGGGGGCCCAGAGGCUGGAAGGUGGCUCCCCAGCCAGACCAGCUGGCUGCCCCAGCCACGCCGGCCAGCGCAAGUUCCAGCAUGCUUCGGCCGUCAUCCUGCAACUGCAGCCAGCUGUUGGGACGCCGCCACUCAGCAACCAGGAGAAUUCCAGGAAAGACCCGUUUCCUGCAGAGAAGCCCCCGGCAGAGUCACGGGUCGCCCAGCCCCUACUCCCACCCCAGGGCGCCUUGACGACGCCACCCCUGGCGGCCCCUCCUGAGCAGCAGGCCUCUGAGGGCACUGGGACCACCCCGCCCCACGAGGCCGGCCGGGACAGCCUCCGCCGCACGCCUCCGGACGCCCCCGGCAGCCCCGGCAUGACAUCGGGGAACAACGGCAGCUCUGCCUCCACCGUCGCCGGCGCCCCCCAGAACGGUGAGAACAAGCCGCCCCAAGCCAUCGUGAAGCCGCAGAUCCUGACCCACGUCAUCGAGGGGUUUGUGAUCCAGGAGGGGGCCGAGCCGUUCCCGCCGUCAGUCGAGCGUCCGCCCUCCCCUCGUCCUGCGGGGCCAAGGCCACCCGGGUCUCCAUGGAAGAAGAGAAGGGGGAGGGGGCUGCCUUCCAAGCUGCCUUUCGCCGACUCCCUUGUCGAAGCACCUCCCUCGCCCAUCUCUCCUUCGCUGGAGGUGGGGCGCUCUUCGCUGCUGGUGGGGAGCCUCAAGCAGAAGUAUGCCCAGGACCUCCUGGCCGAGAAACCCCAGCACCAGGACAACAACACAACCACCACCACCGACUCCGAAAUGGAGGACCCCUAUCUACAAGAAUCCAAAGACGACGGGUCACCCCCAAAGCUGAAGUGCGAGCUCUGCGGCCGCCUUGACUUUGCCUACAAGUUCAAGCGGUCAAAGCGGUUCUGCUCCAUGGCCUGCGCAAAGAGGUACAACGUGGGUUGCACAAAGCGUGUGGGGCUCUUCCACCCAGACCGCAGCAAGCUUCAGAAGCCCAACACGCCUCCACAUGGCCGACGUCGGACCUGCAAGGGCUCCCUUCCCCCUCUCAGCAAAGAGAACAAGAAGCAGCUGGCUCAUGCGCAGGAGGACUCCAGCCGCUGUUCGGACAACUCCAGCUACGAAGAGCCCCUGUCACCUCUCUCGGCCAGCUCCUCCGCCUCCCGCCGGCGCCAGGGCGAGCGCGACAUGGAGCUGCCCGAUGUGCACGUCCGAGACCUGGUGGGCAUUGGGCACCACUUCCUGCCCAGCGAGCCCACCAAGUGGAACGUGGAGGACGUCUACGAGUUCAUUCGGUCCUUGCCCGGUUGCCAGGAGAUUGCGGAGGAGUUCCGGGCACAAGAGAUCGACGGCCAGGCCCUGCUGCUCCUGAAGGAGGACCACCUCAUGAGCGCCAUGAACAUCAAACUGGGCCCAGCCCUCAAAAUCUACGCCCGCAUCUGUAUGCUGAAAGACUCCUAGAGGCCUUCAGGCCGGGGCGGGUGGGAGGCCCUGCUGGCAAAUGGAUGCUUUCUUUCUCGGAGGCUUGGAAGGGCUGGGAACAAAAUGGGACUCUGCUUUCUUCUGCCUCCCACCCUUCACAAUGCGACUUGAGCACAGAGGCAACACCCCCAGCCUCCCUCGACGACGGGAGGGGCGUGGAGAGACCCCAAUUUGGGUGGGAUGUCCGUAGGCUAAAGCCGUUGCGGGGCUGUACAUAAAUAUGUAGCGUUAGCUUCCCCCCUGCAGCAAUGGAGAGUCGUGAAACCUUGUUUUUUAGUGGUGGGGGCGACGACCCUCUUCCUCGCCCUGGAAGCUGCUUCUCCUGCGUCCCAGAGACCCCCACCCUCCCAGGAUCGGACACACCUACUUGAAACCUCAAAAGCCAAACAGGACCAUUGCCUUAAAAUUUUUUGUAGGCGUGUGUGCGUGCGUGUGUGGUGCCAGGUAGUGCCCUCUUUGUUUCCUCCUCCCUCCGUGCACCCUUUCCUCUUCUGCUAUAUCUUUUCCAAGGCACAGUGGGGGAAGCAGCUCCCCUGUUAGAUCUCCGAUUCCUGUGGGGGAUCAUGCAGGAGCAGAGGGGAUCUCCGUCCAGUCUCGCGGGGGUGUAUUGCUCCCCUCACACUGUUUUGCUUUGGUUUUUUUUUAAAAAAAACAUUUUUUUCAAGGGGAGGAGUAAGUAGCCAGCCACAAGUCGUGCAAACUGGCUGAUGUCCAGGACUACCGGGGAGGCCUCUAUUCUGAUUUGGGACCAGGUCUGCAGCUGCCUUAAAAAUUUAAAUUUAAAUAAAAGGCCCUUUUGGCCCCUGCCACAAACACCUCAAACCCCCCCCCCCCCGUUCUCCCCCUCCCAUAUCAUCAAGGCAGGGCAGGAGGAGCCGGCUCUCUCCCUGGAAGAUGGGGCUGGCCUCAGGAUUGUUGGAGAGUGGGUGGGCUUUUUCCUCAGGUGAUCAGGAACUGGGGGGAGUGGGAUUGCAGCUGAGCUGCAUCCCCCCUGCCCCCUUUGACGGUUUGUGUGUGGCGCCCCCGCUUCGUGCUGGCCACUCGCCACAGCCUCUGGGCUGCAAGCAAAAGGACUUUCUACUGUUGCCCCCCCCUCCUGUUUUUAAUAAACGCCUUUUGGAAUUAAAAAGAAAGA
Molecule: messenger RNA, 4016 nt
Organism: Lacerta agilis (Sand lizard)
Lineage: Eukaryota; Metazoa; Chordata; Lepidosauria; Squamata; Lacertidae
Gene: PHC2
Product: polyhomeotic homolog 2
Exons: 16
Coding region: 95-2860 (921 amino acids)
Cellular component (GO): nucleus; PRC1 complex
Molecular function (GO): protein binding; zinc ion binding
Source: RefSeq, a predicted model, not a curated record